GAAGGCAGGAGGACGCUUGUUACAGAAGAGAGGGUCGAACACAAACACCAAGAACAACACACACCAGAUUCCCUCUGGUCAAUUAUUCACACUGACCAGAGAAGAUGGCUGAUCUGAAUCUCCGAGACUACCAGCUGGAGGUGGUGCAGCGGGCGGUGGCGCGAGAGAACGUCAUCAUCUGGCUCCCCACCGGCGGAGGGAAAACCAGAGCUGCGGUUUACGUCGCCAAGCAUCACCUGAAAACCACGCCCAACGCCAAGGUGGCUGUCCUCGUCAAUAAGGUACACCUGGUGGAUCAGCAUUAUAGUAAUGAGUUUCGGGACCCGCUGAGGGCCUACCAGGUGUCUCCUAUCAGCGGGGACUCGGAGGAGAAGAACUUCUUUGGCUGCGUGGUCAAGGACUCGGACGUGGUCAUCUGCACAGCACAGAUCCUCCAGAACGCCCUCACCAACAUGGAGGAGGGGAAACACGCAGACCUCACAGACUUCACGCUGCUGAUCAUCGACGAGUGUCACCACACAAACAAGGACCACACGUACAACAAGAUCAUGGCGCAGUACGUGAAGAGCAAGAUGAAGGGGGAGAGGAGGCUGCCCCAGAUCCUCGGCCUCACCGCCUCACCUGGCACCGGGGGAGGCAGAACCAUCGAGAACGCAGUCAAACACGUGCUGGAGAUAUGUGCAAAUCUGGAUUCAAUAAUUGUUUCGACUGAAAACUACAAACCUGAGUUGAUAAAGGUGGUUCCCAAGCCAGUGAAGAGAUACGACAUUGUGGUUCAAAGGCCUCAGGACCCCUUUGCUGACCACCUGAAGGACAUGAUGAAGAUGAUUCACGACUUCAUGUCUGCAGACGAGCUCAUCUCCUUCCGCCUCUUUGGGACGCAGGAGUACGAGCAAGACGUGAUGCAGCUGAGGAAACUGGGCGAGAUGACAGAGAACCGACUUCUGUCUCAGUGUGGCAUCCACCUGAGGAAGUAUAACGACGCGCUUUUCAUCAACGACACAGUGCGCACCGUGGACGCCCUGCGUUUCCUGGAGGACUUCUACGACUCCAAGGAGGGCUUUGCCCUUGACGGCGUUGACACCUACUUGGCAGGACUGUUUGAAGCGAAUCGACGGGAGCUGAAGUUGCUGGUGGAUACGGGCAUUGAGAACCCCAAGCUGGUGCGUCUGGCGGAGGCCCUGCUGGAGCAGUUUAGAGGGCCGUCCAGGUGCACCAAGUGCAUCAUCUUCUCCAAGACAAGGCAGGGCACCCACUACCUGUGGGACUGGGUGAAAACCAACCCCCGACUCAUGGACGCCGACAUCAAGCCUGCGCCCCUCGUCGGGGCGGGCACAGGCGAAACCCACAUGACCCAGAACAAGCAGAAAGACACCAUCACCAUGUUUAGGCAGAACAAAUACAACCUACUCAUCUCCACCAGCGUGGCCGAAGAGGGGCUGGAUAUCCCAGAGUGCAACAUGGUGGUGCGUUACGGCCUGUUGACCAACGAGAUCGCUCAGCAGCAGGCGCGGGGCCGGGCGCGGGCCGAGGACAGCGUCUACUCUGUGGUGGCCACGGCGGGCAGCCGCGAGGUGCGGCGCGAGAAGACCAACGAGUACCUAGAGGAACUGACCGGCGAGGCCGUCACCCGGGUGCAGCGCAUGGAGAGGGACGACAGACGCACGUACCAGCGCAGGAUUGCGGAGCUGCAGAAGGCUGCGGUGAUUGAGCGUGCGAUGGCGGCGCAUUCGAUGGACAGGGCCCGGCACCGCUACACUGCGGCGCAGGUGCAGCUCAGCUGCCGCCAGUGCUUCACCGUGGUCGCCUCCGGAUCUGACAUCAGCAUCAUCGAGAACAGCCAUCACGUCAUCAUCAACUCUGACUUCAAGGACCAUUACACCACUGGAGGAACAGUAGUCAUGGAGAGGGCUUUUGAGGACUGGGAGCCUGGACGAAAGAUCUUCUGCAGAAGAUGCAAGAAGGACUGGGGCAUGGAGAUCAAGUUCAAAAAGGUGGCCAUUCUCCCCUGCAUAGCCAUCACCAGCUUCUCCAUCAAGACUCCCCAAGACACACUGACUCCAAAGAAGUGGAAGAAUGUGCCGUUCCCAGUGGAAGAGUUCGACUUCCUCAAGUAUAUGGAGAGCCUGGACAUCGACCUUGACUGAUUUGACACAAUCAAUCUGUGCAAAAGACAGAUGCUCAUUGGUGAGCAAAAGUUACAGCAAUCAAAUGAAGUUUGCGACACCAGGAAAACAUGUUAUGGACUAAUCUGACAUGCAAACAUGCAACAAAGCACUUUUUUUGGCAUGGCCUGUUUAAAAUACUAUGAAAUGGCCAGAGCUAGCGAUCCCAGUUUAUCCCAAUUUUAUCAGUCCCUUUUGAUGAACACAGUGAAGACAUAAAAUCAUGAAAUAAUGAAUUAGCUAUAGGCAACUGGUUUGCUUCUUGGAGUUUUGAUUCAUCUUCUAAUUUCCACGACAUCAGACCAGAAGCUGGAGAAAUCCUUGAGACACAGACAAAGCGUCUUUGCAGCUUUAAAAACAAGUCCUAUUGCCUAAAAGUAACUCUUUUUAACAGUCUCUCUCUAUCUCUUUCUCACUCUCUUUCCUGAAGCUCAACUUUUUGUUUUAGCAAGGCACCACUGGCACCACCAAGUGGCUUGUGCAAUUGAUCUCAUUUUAAUCCAGCAAGUAGUUUACACCAAGUGAACCUGCUGAUGCUUCACACCUCCUCCCUUUAUCUCAUAGACCUCUUUUAGUCUCAAAACCAUGUAGGGGUGUGAUGUGACAUGACAAGUGAUGCAUGUGAUGACAAGUGAUGAUGUGUCAGAGCCUAGUGGGCAUUUCUGUCUAAUGGGACCAACAAAAAUAAGGAGAGUGGGCUGUGAUUUGCACUGUAAAGUUCGGUAGUACUUUAUGACAUUUCAUUUCUUACCAGCUGCAGAUGGUACUUUUAUCCAAAGCAACUUAUCUAUUGUUUUUUUUAGGUACAGGGUAUUGGUUACAAGCCCUGGAUAAAUGGGAUUAGGAGUUGUUCAAGGAUGAAAUUCCAACCCUGUACUCGCCAUGGCUUGUAUGUCUACUAAUAUUAAUGAUAAGUGACAUUGAAUAUGAAUGACAAUAUUCAGAAUGGGCAACACUUUUCAUUAUGAAUUGGCUGCUAAUAAGGUGGUAAUUUGGUAAUUGUAGUGAUUCCUAUGCAUAGUAAUUACUAUGUU
Engraulis encrasicolus (European anchovy) is the source of this 3199-nucleotide messenger RNA. It is a transcript of the gene dhx58, whose product is annotated as DEXH (Asp-Glu-X-His) box polypeptide 58. The transcript has 12 exons. Gene Ontology annotation, cellular component: cytoplasm. Gene Ontology annotation, molecular function: single-stranded RNA binding; hydrolase activity; zinc ion binding. Lineage: Eukaryota; Metazoa; Chordata; Actinopteri; Clupeiformes; Engraulidae. Bases 105 to 2147 code for a protein of 680 amino acids. Gene Ontology annotation, biological process: antiviral innate immune response; negative regulation of RIG-I signaling pathway; cytoplasmic pattern recognition receptor signaling pathway. The record is from RefSeq and is a predicted model, not a curated record.